CUGGAGCUGAGACUGUGGAUGGAAUUUGCUGUGUGAGGGUCUGUGCCUGCCUGAAGCAGCUUGGAGCAUUUUCUCCAAACAGAAGGACUCUCAAAAGGCAUGACUGCACCACGCAGCUAAGAGUAGCUCUGUUAGAGAAGUGCCAGUGAGCAGAGGGAUCUGUACAUUGAAGAGGUUCUGCUGUGACUCAUGCAGAUAUUUCAAAGCCAAGAUUUUUAAAUAUUAUGGAAGAAGCCUGGCCCAGAGAUGGACAGUCCUAAAAAGCCACAACGGUUACAGCUGUCUAAACCAGAAGAUGACAAUGAUAAUAAUCUCCCAGAAAAACGCUCACCAAUCUCCUCUAGAAUCUGGCAGGAAGAAGACCCUACCUGCAAUCCUGGGUUCAGUGGAGAGGACCGUAGCAUGCGAAACUUUUGCAUCAGGCUUCAAAGUGACCAUGACUUCAUGGAAGGAAGUUUCAGCUUUGACCUGGAUGGAGACAGCAUUCUAGGAGCUAAAAGAGAAAACUUUGUGGAACCUUUGAGUCGCCUUCCAGUUCAAGACCCUAAACAUGGGGAAACAUCAAUAAAUAAAGAAUCUAGGCAUUCAGAUUUUAACACAAUUGGCACAGGUGACUCAGAAUUUCAGUGCAAGAGAUCUCAAGAGUGUCCAAACACUACCUCAGUGGAAACAACACAGAAGGACAAUUUACUGGAAUGCAAAAGGGAAUGCAAGACUGAUGAAGGUAAACAGCACAGCUUAAGCACUCUAAUCAGUCAGCAGCCUAAUUCAGAUAAUGAUGUAACUGGAGAAGGACAUUCCUCUGAAUCAUUGUUAAUAGAGAGCAAAGCCACCAAGGUGCCUGAACAAAACCUUGAACAAGUUUCAUUUUAUGAAAAACAUUUAGAUUUGGAAUCUUCUACUUGCUCAGUAAUACAUGCUGAGUCAAAAGAAAAAAAUAUCUCACAAUCUUCACAUGAAAUCCAUGGGAUAGAGCCAGACACAAAAGAGACACCCAAGAAUGUUCCAGGGUCAGAAUCAUACAGCAUGGAAAUCAAAGCAAUCAAGGAACAAGUCCUGCCAAAUACUUCCUCAGAUAAUAGUAAAGAUCUUAGUCUUGCAGAUAAAAACUCAGAAGAAGCAGUAACAAAAUCAUUUAGACAAGACACUGAAGCAAAAACAAAUCAUGAGAAAGCAUCACUAGUCUCAAAAGAAGAGGGUACUUCCUUGAAUGAGUCUAAUCAAAAUACUAAUGCAAUAGCUGACCAAGCAACGCACAGAUCUAUCGCAGUAAGUCCAAUUGCACCUCCAGAAGGUAACCAGUCUUUUACCUUUCAAACUGCAACAAGAAUUCCAGAAGCAUCAAAUAUACAAUACAGAACUGUAGCUGUGAGUCCUUUUGUUUUAGGUGAAGGGAGCUCAUCGUUUUUGUUUCAGAGUGGAACAGCCACCAAUAUACAAUAUAAAUCUGUGGCUGUAAGCCCCAUUGUUCCAUCAGAAGGAUGCUCCUCCUUCACUUUUCAGAGGGGAAUAGACACCCAGGAGUCAUCUAAAGUACAGUGUAGAUCUAUAGCUGUAAGUCCUAUUGUUCCUCCAGAAGGAAGUUCAUCGUUCACUUUCCAAAGUGGACUGGGGACUCAAGAAAACUCCAAUGUACAGUAUAGAUCUGUGGCUGUGAGCCCUAUUGCUCCACCAGAGGGAAGCACAUCGUUCACUUUUCAAAGUGGAAUGGGGACUCAAGAAAACUCCAAUGUACAGUAUAGAUCUGUGGCUGUGAGCCCUAUUGUUCCACCAGAGGGAAGCACAUCAUUCGCUUUUCAAAGUGGAAUGGGGACUCAAGAAAAAUUAAAUGUACAGCAUAGAUCUGUGGCUGUGAGCCCUAUUGUUCCACCAGAUGGAAGCUCAUCUUUCAUUUUUCAAAGUGGAAUGGGUACUCAGGAAACAUCAAAUGUACAUUAUAGAUCUGUGGCUGUGAGUCCUAUUAUUCCACCAGAAGGAAACUCAUCUUUAUUUUUUCAGACAGGAAUGGGUACUCAGGAACUCUCUAGAGUACAACAUAGAUCGGUGGCUGUUAGCCCAUUUGUUCCAUCUGAUGGAUCUUCAUCCUUCACAUUUCAGUCUGAGCACAACUCCCAGCCUGCCCCAAAUCAUACAGGUUCAUCAAAUAUUUCAAAAGCCUAUACUUUUGAAUUAGCUCCUCCCAAUCAGGGUGUAGGAGCCGAGACCAGAGCUGAGUGUCGAUCCAUUGCAGUGAGCCCUAUAGUUCCACCUGAUGAGUCUACAUUUACAUUUCAGAUGCAGAAAAUUCCAUCAAACAUGGAAACAGGUUAUCAUAAAGAUAGUUUAGACUUACUUCCUAAAACAUAUUCAUUUGAACUGACACCUCCUAAUCAAGAUGUUGGGAUCCAGGCAGACACCAGAGCAGAAUGUGUUUCAGUUGCUGUGAGCCCAAUUAUCCCACCUGAUGCAUCUUCGUCUUUCAUAUUUCAGUCAGAUCAAAAGCAACAGGAAUGGAGCUGUAAUGAAAACAAGCCAGAUUAUGAGUUACUUACACCAAAAAAUCAAGAGAGUGGUAGCAAGGCUUACACUACAGUGCAAUAUGUAUCAGUGGCAGUAAGCCCCAUUGUACCACCAGAGGGAUCCUCCACAUUUUCUUUUAUAUCAGAGAGAGCUGCUGCAGACCAGAGCAGAUCAAAAGAAGGUCAAUGUGUAGAUAAUCUUUCAACGACGUGUUCACUUGAGCUCAUUUCCCCUGCUCAGGAUAAUAGAGUAGAAUAUAAAUCUGUAGCAGUGAGUCCAAUAGUCCCACCUGAGGAGUCUUCUUUUACUUUCCAAUCUGAAAACAAAAAAGAUGAUCCUUGCUCUAUAACACACGGGAAAGAUAACUUUAACAAGUCAUGUUCUUUUUCAUUUAAGCCUCCCACCCAGGACAUUGGGGUACAAACUGACAAUAUAUCUGAAUUUGUUUCCAUAGCUGUAAGUCCAUUUGUUUUCUCUCAGGGUCCUGGGACUUUUACAUUUCAAACAGAAGGGAAGCAGCAAGAAUUGUCCUUGAAACAACAAGACCAGGCUAAAGAGAAUAAGAGUUGCCAAAUUCGAGAUUUUGGGACUCAGACUGAUAAUACUGUACAGUGUACAUCAAUAGCUGUUAGCCCGUUUAUACCUGCAGAAGGAUCAUCCUUCCAGUUUCAAACUGAAAGCCCCUGUCAAAGCUUUCUAAAUACGGCAUGUUCACAUGUUCUAGAAAAGCCAGUGAUGAAAGAUGCAGAGAUGCAGGUGUCUUUUUCAGCUGAGAUGAAAUCUGUUGCAACAGACCCUAUGACACCUAUUCGGAAAUCACCUCAGACUUCUUACCCCGAGGUGCAAGUUAAAGCUAAGGGAGAUCAUCCAGAACCAGUGCGAGAAGUCAGCUGGGAUGAAAAAGGAAUGACAUGGGAAGUUUACGGAGCAUCUAUGGAAGUAGAAGUGCUGGGGAUGGCCAUACAGAAACACCUGGAAAAACAAAUUGAGGAACAUGGGAGACAGAAAGUGAUGACACCUCAGAAUACAAGAGGUAGUUCUGUUCGUGGUGCCUCUGUUAGGAGUGAGGGAAAACGCCAACCUGGUACUUUCCGUACAUUUUUCCACCGGCGACCCCGAUGCUGCUCGGGGGCUGGCCCAGCAGUAGAAUGAUUUGACCAGUGUUCAAAGCCAUUUUCUAAAUAUUUUAAGGAAAUGUAGAUUUGUCUGAUUUUACCUUUUACUAUUUUAUUAAACCUCAAAUUUUCGAGGAAGGAAGAAGAAGCACUCCGUGAAGAUGGUGAAUUGUAGAUGCUUUUAUUUGGUUGUGGCUGUUGUGGAUAAAGAUGAUGCUGAAUCUGUGUCAAAUAAGUGGACCAACUGAAGGAAAAUUGUAUCACUGAUAAAGGGAUCGCUGCCUAACAGUUGGCAGGGCCACAUUUAAAGCUGGAAAGUAAAUAGAAUUGUUUAGUGUUAAGCACAGCUCUCUGAUCUGAACUGCAAAAAAUGCUAUGGGUUCUGUACAUGACAUAAGCCUUAACAUGAUCAUUGUGAGUGGGAGUAUCUACUAAGCUUCUUCAUCAGGCAAUGUCAGGGUUCAUAUGUUAAUUGAUGCAUUAUUAGUCACAAGAAUGCCAUUGGAAUAUACCAUUUGAAGGCCUUUACUUUUAAGGUUUACCUAAAGCAUUGAAGAUAAGGUAAAAGGAAAAGUAUAAACAUAAUCAUUAAAUACCUUAGGCUAAUAUGCAGUUUUGUAGUUUUUGAUUCAGCCAUAUUUAGCAGCUUGCAGUCAUUUGAAAUAAAUGACCGUAUCAAGAGGGCCUUUUUACUUACCUACAUACAGAGAUGGGAGGAAAUAAGAAAGGAGUCGUGUGCACUGAAUAGUUUUUUUUAUUGCUUGUGGUUGAUAUGCUUGUAAUGUGUAGCACAGGGAUACCAUUUCUGUAUCUUUUAUUGGAUUACUGUUUCUUUAAUCAUUACUGAAAAAGUCGGUAAGAAUGAUAGUAAGCAAGCUUGGACUGGCUCCCAGGUGUGUCUUGCAACAGACAUAGGCAAAAGGGUGUUUGGUUCGCAUAGGAAAUAAGCUUCUUUGUUUUUGCUAAAGAUACUUUGCCUCUGUUGUUUUAAAUAAUUGUAUUUAAAUAGAAACAAUGUAAUUACUAAAGCACCCUCCUAAUAAUUAUUAAUACUGUUAAAUACAGUUGCUGAUCCCUUCUUUGAGAUUUGGCAUCUAACAAUUCUGAUUUGUAGUUGCUCUUCAAAAAUCAUUUACUGUCUUAAGGCUUAAUUCACACUACUGGCUUUUAUGGCAAUACACAACAGGGAUGCCAAAGUUUUUACCACAUACACAGGCUUAUAAGGUGCACGAUUAGGAGAGCACAGGUGCCAUUGGCCUGUUUAUGGUCAGUUUUAGUUGAUCUCAAUGAACUGGUUUUUUUUUGCAUCUGACAAGUAAUAUCAACUGGCUAUGAUCUGAAUCUGAUCUGGUCUAAGUCUGUAUCAUGAAUGAGAACGAAAACUUUCUUAAUAGGGUAAAUUAUGCCUAACAUCAGCAUUAGUUUGUUUAUGCCUACUUAUUUAUAGUGGAUUGUCAACAAUUAGAGAACAGAAGGAACUAACUUUCCCUUUUUCGCAUUGUCAUUGUCAGACUGGGGGGGCCCUCUGUGUUUUUUUUUCUCGGAGUCCCGCUCCCUGCCUUUAAUUUGUACCACUAAUAAAAUAAAACAUGUCCAGGGAAGUGUGUGCACAGUUUGAGUGCAUGUAUGUGUGGGGGGUAUGCUGGAUGCAAGUGUAAGGAAUAGGAUGUGCAAUUGGGGUGGGUGCCCUUGGGUAGCAGGCACCCCAGUCCAUCCCUGCAGCUAAAAACAUGAAGGCUAAGGGUUACAGGUAUAGCUUCACCUGGGUCAAUAACCUUUCGGGGAGAGUUCCAAAACUAGCCAAGGGAGGGCUAUUUGCUUCAAAAACAUUACAUACCAUUAUCUGUAUCAGUGUUUCACAGUCUUACAACUUGUCUAGACACAUUGACUAGACACAUGUAACAUAGCAGAAUAGCAGAAUAUCAGCAUGGUUAAGUUGUUUAGCAUUAAUAAACAAGAAAAUUAACAACAAAAACAGAAACAGCUAUAGUUACUCAAGGAGAGAACAGACAUUAACCUUAUACAUUUUAAAGGUGUAGGAGCUUGCAGGAGGGGAAGGGGAGCUAUUUUUCACUUCUGUCAAAUUGUUUAGAUCUAAAUACAAUUGUUCCCCUGGUAAUUUAAUGUGAUCAAUAGCCCCAUGCUAGCUUGGUACAUAUUUUUGUUCUGAUGGCAGAGUUAAUGCAGAGCAACAACAAUAUAAUCAUGAGCCUCUCAGAUAGACAGUCUAUUAACAAGAAUAUCCCUAAACCAUUCAGACAAACAAUGAUCCGUUAUAACCUUGAGUCUUUCAGGUAAAUUAUCCAUAACUAUUCUGAUUCAUGCUUCCUUAUUGAAAAUACACAGCCCCAAACUCUGUCCACUUCCCCCUAAGCUGCAUGAAUUAUCUGAUGUAUAAUGUGCAACUAUCCAGCCCACCCCCAGCCCAGAAACGGAAAAUACACAGUUUAGUAUUUACUAUAUAUUCUAUGUGGUGUGCGUAGUUCCAAGGGUAACAUUAACAUUAACAUUAACAGUUAUUUAUAAAGCGCCAACAUAUUCCGCAGCGCUGUACAAUAAGUGGGUUACAUACAUUGGACAUACAGAGUAACAUAUAAAGCAAUGAAUAACCGAUACAAGAGGUGAAGAGGGCCCUGCUAUACUAUAACAAAAUUACUUUUUACUAAAUUCCUUUAUUGGAAAUCUAUCCAUGAUAGGUUUUGCUUUGUUCAAUACUUACAAUUAUAUAAAAAAAAACAAAGAAUGCCAUUUCAUUUUAUACAAGGCAAACUAAACAGAAUUUAAAUCAUACAGCUAUUGGCUGUAGACAAGGCAAUAUAAUGACUAUAAGGUAUACUUCCUAGAGAUCAAUUAAUGUUUUGGUUUUUUUUAAACUUAAGCAAAAAUAGUUUGCCCAUAUUGAGUGAAUUUUUAUUUAUCUAAAUAGGUGAACAAAUAGAGUUAUAGCCUUUAGGUUUCAUAUUCCUCUCUAUUAAAUUAUCUCUUGCUAGGCAGAUUUGCAGUGCAUGGUGGGCAAUUCAGGAUAAUUAUAGCUAUAAAUUAGACAUACCCUUGCUGACAGAUCUAAGGAGAAUAUAAUUAAGCAGACCGUUAAUUACAAUUUAAGUGGACAACCAUGAUUCUGAACAGUUCAAAUGUUUACACUUUUAAACACUUUUCCAGUCAGAAAAGUGUUGGAUGCAUUUCUACAUAUAUUAAAGUAGAUCAAUGCAUCAGCUCAUCAGAAUCAUUACCAUUGCUUUGGUAUAUGGGUUGUUAGAGCUCAGUGGCAGCACUUACUGUAACCCUGCACCCUAACAAAUUAUUAAAUCCCAAUAUCUAAAAAGAUAUUGGGAAAAGCAAUACAUUCAAAUAAAUACAUUGCUUACUUGCCGUGUAUUGUUACCAUUUGGUAAAGAAAAACACCCCAGUCUAUAAUAAAUCAGCCCCUUAGAGUUUCUUGGCUUUUUUUGAAAAUCAAUAAUUUUGGAUCUUCCUCAGGAAUCAAUGUUUCAAAUAUAACUUGGGCAGUAUGGUGGCUUAGUGGGUAGCACUUGCAGCGCUGGGGUCCUCAGUUCCAUUCUAGUAUGGCCAAGGAGUUUAUGUGUUCCCGCUUUGGGCGUACUCUGAUUUUUUCCUAUGCUCCAAAACAGGUAACAAAGUGGCUCUUGAUAAAACUGACCUGUGUGUGGUAAGGACCUUAGAUUUUAGUUUCACUGCAUCAGAGUAUGAUGUAAAAUCUUAUAGUAUUGGCAAUAUAUAAAUAAUAGAUAAAUAAAUAAUGAGAAUUCUACUGCACCAGCCUGCUUUUUGCAAAAAAAAAAAA
Xenopus tropicalis (tropical clawed frog) is the source of this 7419-nucleotide messenger RNA. RefSeq names its product G protein regulated inducer of neurite outgrowth 1 (gene gprin1). NCBI's taxonomy places the organism in Eukaryota, Metazoa, Chordata, Amphibia, Anura, Pipidae. The transcript has 3 exons. The coding region runs from base 247 to 3651 and encodes 1134 amino acids. The record is from RefSeq and is a predicted model, not a curated record.